This is a messenger RNA of Xiphophorus maculatus (southern platyfish), 3440 nucleotides long. Its product is annotated as NLR family CARD domain-containing protein 3-like. NCBI's taxonomy places the organism in Eukaryota, Metazoa, Chordata, Actinopteri, Cyprinodontiformes, Poeciliidae. The record is from RefSeq and is a predicted model, not a curated record. Bases 149 to 3424 code for a protein of 1091 amino acids. The transcript has 11 exons. Gene Ontology annotation, molecular function: protein binding.
AUUUAGAUGAACUAGAUGUGAAUCAGGGAAUAGAAACAAAGAAUCUGUUUUCUCACCUGGAGGAAAAACCUAAAAAUAUUUUUCACUUAUUUUUCCUGUUGCAGAUCAACUUAAAACUGAAGAUCGAUGUGUCCCUGAACGCAGCAUCAUGGAUCAGAGUGAGGAGCUGAAAGAAGGAGAAACUCUGCCUCAGUCUGAGAACCAGAGCAAAGCUAAGAGCAAACAAUCUGACCAUGAAGUGGAACCAGAAUCCUGGGAGACUAGGUCCAAAGUGUAUUUUAUUGAUUUUAAAUCAAACCAGCCUUCAUCUAAAAAGAGAGCUCAGCACUCACUGUCCAGCUGUUCAUCUGGACAACUGUCAGAAAACGACCAACCUCCAUCUCCAAAGAGAGUGAAGCAGAGCUCAGAGGUUCCUAGUGGUCAGUCUCCCCAACAGCAUCAAAUAGAGCUGGACUCCAUAUUUAAGGAGCUGAAAAAGAAGAUUAUCAUCUUUGCGGAAUGUGAGCUGAAAAAGAUCCAAAUGGUUCUGGGUUCAGAUUACCCAGAAGGUUUAGAUGAGAAUAAGGAGGAGGAUGAAGUUUUGGCAGGUGAAAAUAAACAGCAGAUGAAGAAGAGCAGAGAAGCAUUUGAGAAUAUCACAGAGCAGUUCCUGAGGAUGAUGAACCAGGAGAAGCUUGCUGACCAUCUUCAAAGCAAAUCAUUCACCACCUGUCAACAAACACUAAAGUCUAACAUGAAGAAAAAAUUCCAGCAUGUGUUUGAAGGAAUCGCAAAAUCAGGAAAUCAAAGCUUUCUAAAUGAGAUCUACACAGAGCUCUACAUCACAGAGGGAGGAUCUGAAGAGGUCAAUGGUGAACAUGAGGUCAGGCAGAUUGAAACAUUGUCCUGGAAACCAGAAAGGCCAGAAACAGCAAUUAGACAUGGAGACAUAUUUAAACCCUCACCUGAAAGAGAAGAACCAAUAAAAACAGUAAUGACAACAGGAGUGGCUGGCAUUGGGAAAACAGUCCUAACACAGAAGUUCACUCUGGACUGGGCAGAAGACCAAACCAACCAGAACAUCCAGUUCAUGUUUCCAUUCACAUUCAGAGAGCUGAAUCUGUUAAAAGAUGAACAAUUCAGCUUGAUGGAGCUUGUUCACCACUUUUUUAGUGAAACCAGAGGAAUAUUAAAAUUUGAAGAGUUACAGGUUGUGUUCAUCUUUGAUGGGUUGGAUGAGAGUCGACUUCCACUGGACUUUCACAACAAUGAGAUCCUGACAGAUAUAAGAAAGUCCACUUCAGUAGAUGUUCUUCUGACAAACCUCAUCAGAGGGAACCUGCUUCCCAAAGCUCACCUCUGGAUAACCACACGACCUGCAGCAGCUAAUAAGAUCCCUCCUGAGUUCAUUGGCAUGAUGACAGAGAUCAGAGGAUUCACUGACCCACAGAAGGACAAUUACUUCACAAAAAGAUUUAGAUAUAAGAAAGAGGCAAGAAUAGUAAUCUCCCAUAUAAAGAAAUCAAGAACCCUCCACAUCAUGUGCCACAUCCCAAUCUUCUGCUGGAUCACUGCUACAGUUGUGGAAGACAUGUUGAACAAGAAAGACAAGGAGCUGCCAAAGACCCUGACUGAGAUGUACAUUCACUUCCUGGUGGUGCAGAAUAAACUGAAGGUCAUCAAGUAUGAUGGAGGAGCUGAGACAGAUUCACACUGGAGUCCAGACAGCCGGAAGAUGAUCAAGUCUCUGGGAAAACUGGCUUAUGAGCAACUGAUGAAAAGAAACCUGAUCUUCUAUGAAUCAGACCUGGCAGAGUGUGGCAUUGAUAUCAGAUCAGCUUCAGUGUGCUCAGGAGUGUUCACACAGAUCUUCAGAGAAGAGAGAGGGUUGUACCAGAACAAGUUGUUCUGCUUCGUCCACCUGAGCGUUCAGGAGUUUCUGGCUGCUCUUCAUGUUCACUUGACCUUCAUCAAAUCUGGAAUCAGUCUGCUCGCAAAAGGUGAAAUGAAAUCCAAGAAAAUAGAAAAAGGAAACCAUGAAUCUCCAGAGACAGACAUUUACAAGAAUGCUGUGGACAUGGCCCUAGAGAGUCCAGAUGGACACCUGGACUUGUUCCUCCGCUUUCUACUUGGUCUUUCACUGGAGACCAAUAAGCUUCACGUAAGAGGCUUUGUGGCACAGACAGAAGAAAGUUUACCAAUUAUUAAAGACACAGCCCAGUACAUCAAGGAGAAGUUGAAUCAUCUGUGUGUUGAGAAAAGCAUCAAUCUGUUCCACUGUCUUAAUGAACUAAAUGACCAGUCUCUGGUGGAGGAAAUCCAACAAUCUUUAAGUACAGGAAGUCUUUCAGCACAUCAGCUGUCUCCUGCUCAGUGGUCAGCUCUGCACUUCAUCCUACUUUCAUCAGACAAAGGUCUGGAGAUAUUUGACCUGAAGAAAUACUCUGCUUCAGAGGAAGCUGUUCAGAGACUGCUGCCAAUAGUCAACGCCUCCAGCAAAGCUAUACUGAGUGGGUGUAACCUCUCAGAGAAAACUUGUGAAGUUCUGUCCUCAUUUAUCAGGUCAACGACCUCUAGUCUGAAAGAUCUGGACCUGAGUAACAAUGAUCUGACAGAUUCAGGAGUGAAGCUGCUCUGUGAGGGACUGAAGAGUCCCAACUGUGAACUGGAGAUUCUCAGGCUUUCAGGCUGCCUGAUCACAGAGGAAGGCUGUGCUGCUCUGGCUUCAGCUCUGACUGUGAACUCCUCUCACCUGAAGGAGCUGGACCUCAGCUACAAUAAUCCAGGAGAGGCAGGAAUGAAGAGUCUAGAAGCUAUACAGAAGAAUCCAAACUUCAAACUGGACUCUCUGAGCAUGGAGCCUGCAGGAGACAAAUGGAUGACAGCAGGUCUGAGGAAGUAUUCCUGUCCACUAACAGUCGACCUAAAUACUGUAAGCACAUUUCUCAAACGUUCUGACAAAAACAGGAAGGUGACACGUGUGGAAGAGGAGCAGCCGUAUCCGGAUCAUCCAGACAGAUUUGAUCUCUGUCAGCUGCUGUGUACUGAUGGUCUGACUGGUCGCAGUUACUGGGAGGUUGAGUGGGGUGGGAAAGUCUACAUAUCAGUGAGUUACAGGGGAAUCAAUAGAAAAGGAGCCAAUGACGAUUCCUGGUUUGGAUUUAAUGAUAAGUCCUGGAGUCUAGUCUGCUCUGAUGAUGGUUACACUGUUUGGCAUGAUAGUGUAAAAAAAGCUUUCAUCCCCGUUCCCUCCUUCUCCUCCUCCUCCUCUGUCUCUGGCAGAGUAGCUGUGUAUGUGGACUGUCCUGCUGGGACUCUGUCCUUCUACAGAGUCUCUUCAGAUACACUGAUCCACAUCUACACCUUCCACACCAAAUUCACUGAAACUCUUUACCCUGGAUUUGGGUUCAGGUGUCGUUCAGGAGUGUGUUGGUGCUCAUUUUAGAAUAGUCCUAAGUGCU